AUGACCACAGUAACGCCCGGAGCUUUCUCUUUCCCUCAAACCUAUAACUUCCCCCCCUUCUUCACCCCGCAACCGAAUACCAACACUCGCCAAGCCCAGCUCGAGAAAUGGUCGUCGUUGAUCCAGUCUUGGUGCCGACACCACAGAUUAUAUCGACUUAGCCUGGUUGAAGCAAUCGAUAGUCCUCUUUUUCACAACGCGGCGCUGCGCAAACGUCUAGAUAUCCGGGAAGUUCGUGCGGUCAUAGACUGGAUGGUGAAGAGCGAGGAGGAGGGUGGCGGGGGACAGCGCGCAGAGUGGAUUGAUUCUUCCACAGGAAAUCAGCCCAAGUCUGUGGCAUGGAUUUGGUGGCGGAGGCCAGAGGAGUGGGCGGAUAUACUUGUGGAUUGGGUGGAGGGGACAGGGCAGCGCGGGGCAGUCCUGACAGUUUAUGAGCUUGUACAGGGGGAGGCGACAGGAACACAAGAAUUCCAUGGCAUGGAUAAUGAUGUUAUGCUGAAGACACUGAGCAUCCUGUCUAAGCGCGGCAAGGCGCAGGUCUUUGGGAGCGAGGGACAAGAAGGUGUCAAGUUUUUCUAA
Penicillium odoratum is the source of this 579-nucleotide messenger RNA. RefSeq names its product ESCRT-II subunit protein VPS25. NCBI's taxonomy places the organism in Eukaryota, Fungi, Ascomycota, Eurotiomycetes, Eurotiales, Aspergillaceae. The coding region runs from base 1 to 579 and encodes 192 amino acids. Gene Ontology annotation, biological process: protein transport to vacuole involved in ubiquitin-dependent protein catabolic process via the multivesicular body sorting pathway. The transcript is spliced from 2 exons. Gene Ontology annotation, cellular component: ESCRT II complex. Gene Ontology annotation, molecular function: structural molecule activity; protein homodimerization activity. The record is from RefSeq and is a predicted model, not a curated record.